AUGGCAUUCUUAAACCCCGCCGUCGUGGAAGCGGUCCGAGUGGUGGUGAGGCAGGCCACCGAGGUCGCCGUAACGACGGCCCUCUCACAAACCCCGAUUAUCGCGACUCCAAGCCCCGCGACCGCACCGCCCGUCACUUCGGCCACCUUGACCUCACUAGGUCCUUCGCCCACUGAUAGCAGCACCCUGGCCAAUGGCGGCCCCAGUACUGGAGGAGAUUCGGGGGGCGACAGUGGGGGAGGAGGAGGCGGGGGAGGUGGGGGAGGGGGUAACUCUUCGUCGCUACUGUUCUUCGUCGCUCUCGGAUUUGGUGUCGUGUUCACGAACCUUUGGAUUAUCGUUGGCGUCAAGUAUUGCUUUAGAUAUAAUGCGCGAGCCCGCCAGAUGCGAAACGAAGAAGGGGAGCCGAUUGGCAUGGAGGCUGUGCCUCGCCCGCACCGCCGUCGGAGAGAGAAGAAGUUGAUGCCGAUCGACGAAGUGAACGAGAAAUUCCCGAUGGUCAAAUACAAGUCUUGGGUUGCGAGCCGCGCGCAAGAAGGACUGCCAACACGAGGUGGUGUAUCUGUUCCCCAGAGCCGACCAAACAGUGUCCGCGACGCCGAGGGUACGAUUCGGGAAGCUUCUCUGCGGGAGCGCCCGUCAACCGACGGCCGGCCGACGACUAGCGCGACGGCGACUGGAAUAGCGAUGGAACCCACAUCUGAAACCACGGCGGAAAAUACCGAGAAGCCCCCAGUCCAAAGCCCUCGCCACGUCCCCAAGGAGAGUACAUCGAGUACAGUUGCCGGACUUCGUCGAGCAUCAACAGAUUCUAACCGCGACCCUGACCCCGAUACGGCUGUAGCAGACAAGCACCUUAGCCAAAUUUCCCAUGACGAGGAUGACGAAGACGAACACAUCGAUGCCGCUCUGCCGCCAGAAUGCCUAGGAACGUCGGGUGACACGUGCGCUAUUUGCAUCGAUGCCCUCGAGGACGAUGACGAUGUGCGGGGCUUGACCUGCGGCCAUGCUUUCCAUGCUGCCUGUAUUGACCCCUGGCUGACGACAAGGAGGGCAUGCUGCCCAUUGUGCAAGGCCGACUACUUCACUCCUAAGCUCCGCCCUCAGGCCACCACUGAUGGCGCUGAUGGUCAAACGCCCGUGGUCCACGUCACGGUCACUGCCAACGCACGCAACAACCGGAUGAACCUGCCUGGUAGACCGCGACCGGCCUUCUUUAGCUUUGGGCGGACAGACCAAAACAGACGGCCGACGGCAAACAGGUCUCGGCCAAGAGAGACAGGGGGUUCAGCCAUUCCUGGUCGUCAGAGAUCAAGGCCGAGCCCCGCUUCGCCACCACGCGACGCAACACCCGCUCAAUCUGGGGCCAGCGGCCUGCUUUCCAACCUCAGAAAUGCGAUCCCAACUUUCCGAUUUGGUAGAGGCCAGUCUGGUCAGACCGACCAGACCCAGCCAGACCCAGCACCCUCCAGUGCUGUCACCCCAUCGCAGCUCGAAGCCGGGGUUCGAGCUGCACAAAAUUAA
This is a messenger RNA of Chaetomium globosum CBS 148.51, 1524 nucleotides long. RefSeq lists its product as uncharacterized. The transcript is spliced from 2 exons. Lineage: Eukaryota; Fungi; Ascomycota; Sordariomycetes; Sordariales; Chaetomiaceae. Gene Ontology annotation, cellular component: cytoplasm. The record is from RefSeq and is a predicted model, not a curated record. The coding region runs from base 1 to 1524 and encodes 507 amino acids. Gene Ontology annotation, molecular function: ubiquitin protein ligase activity. Gene Ontology annotation, biological process: ubiquitin-dependent protein catabolic process.